CCCCCCCCAGGCUACUGAUAAAUGGUUAAAAAAGGAAAGAAUAAGCAUCGAAUAGACUAUAUCCACUGUACAGUAGAUGAUAAACUGCUCCAAAUAAGCAAUAAAAGAACGUCUUCUGAGCUUUCUCUUGUCGAUGUAUGGUCCAUAAAGAUACAACCACAUGAUUCGCCAAAGGUGCUAGGUUUGAUACGGGAUAUGAGCAACGAUGAUCCACAUCCCUUACAACAUGUUAAGCGACUACAAAAACUGGAAGAUGGUCUACUGACGGUGAUAUUGUGCAGUGUCGAUUUGGCCUCACGUGAAGAAGUAGUAUCGCUUCUUGGAGAAAAGGGACUUGGAAUCGAAACCAUCGAGGUGAGACAAGUCCCAGCACAUUGUCCACCCACAAAAGAUAUGGCUUUGGAAUGGGGUAAACUCUAUUGGCCAUUGGUAUGGAAGGGCAAUCCAAACGAUCAGAUUCUUAACGAAAUGGUGUUUAACUUUGACCACAUACGUUCUGAUUUGCAGUUAAUAUGUACAAACUCUUCGAAAUGUUGUGAACAGUUGCCCAUUUCCACAGUUAUUGUGGAUCCGCUAACCAACGCUGUCAUUGCAUCUUCUAAUGAUGAAAGGCAUAGACACCCUUUAGACCAUAGUGUGAUGAGAUGUAUCCAGUUGGUGUCUGAAUAUGAACAGCAGAGACGUGAAAGUAUCGAUGAUCCUUCUGAUCAUCACUACCUGUGUAACAAUUAUCACGUUUAUACGACACAUGAACCUUGUACUAUGUGUGCAAUGGCUUUGAUCCAUUCAAGAAUAGCGAGGUUGUUUUACCUCAAACAAAGUCCAAAGACUGGUGCGCUGGAUCCUGAGUCCGGACCUGGUUACACCAUCCAUGAUCAUAAGCUCUUGAACUCCAAAUUUGAAGUCUUCAAAUGGAUUGGAGAUGAAUAUCAAGUCGCUGACCUGGAUGAAAAUGUCAAUGCAUAAUAGUAGAUUCCAUU
This is a messenger RNA of Williopsis jadinii, 980 nucleotides long. It is a transcript of the gene TAD3, whose product is annotated as Tad3p. Gene Ontology annotation, molecular function: tRNA-specific adenosine-34 deaminase activity. Gene Ontology annotation, cellular component: nucleus; cytoplasm. The transcript has a single exon. The record is from RefSeq and is a predicted model, not a curated record. Lineage: Eukaryota; Fungi; Ascomycota; Saccharomycetes; Phaffomycetales; Wickerhamomycetaceae. Bases 22 to 966 code for a protein of 314 amino acids.